UGUCACGUCGUCGCUCCACAUCUCUCCUCACACUGGCCAAUGCGCACAAAGCCUCUCUACUGUAUCCAGACACCUUUGUGUGCACCAUUACGACGCUGAACCUCUAAUGGCCUCGUAGCACACAACCCCCUCACACAGUUUAGUUGCUUUAGUACGGUAACAGGGCACACGAUGCGUCCGGGUCUGGCGGGUCUAGCGGCGGAGAUGCUGAGCAACGGUGCAACCUGCAGGACCAGGCCGAGGCUCGGCAGCCUGCUGACGGCUACUGGCACAACACCGCCGAUGAUGAUGAUGAUGGUGUCAAGGAGGUUUCGCUCCACGUCCUCCAUGCAGGGCUACUCGGAGAUGGCAAGAGAGAGGUCGAAGACUGUCACGUCGUUUUACAACCAGUCUGCUAUUGACGUUUCCGCAGAAAAGGCCUCGGUGCGACUGACCUUAGCGACCCUGCUGUAUUCUGGGAAGUCUCCGGAUGGACACCACAUCUUGAGCAGUGCCAAGUACCUACACAAGGAGCUGCCUGUACGGAUCGCCCAUCGCAUCAAGGGCUUCCGCAGUUUGCCCUUCAUCAUUGGCUGCAACCCCACCAUCCUGCAAGUGCAUGAACUGUACAUCAGAGCCUACCACAUGCUCAGUGACUUUCCCCAGAUCAAGGACCAGGACGCUGAGGCUCGUUUCUGUAAGCUGGUGCAGGCGCUGCUGGACGACCACAAAGAUGUGGUCACCAUGAUGGCCCAGGGCUUCAGGGAGUGUCGCAGACACAUCCAGGAUGAGAUGAUCAUCCGCAGCUUCCUGGAUACAACACUGUGCUCUCGUCUGGGAAUCCGAAUGUUGGCGACGCACCACCUCGCCCUCCACGAAGAAAACGCUGAUUUUGUUGGGAUCAUAUGCAGACGUCUCUCCCCCAAAAAGAUCAUCGAGAAGUGGGUGGACUUUGCCAGGCGUCUGUGUGAGCACCAGUACGGUAACUCGCCCAGAGUGAGGAUCAACGGACACGUAGCGGCUCGCUUCCCCUUCAUCCCUCUGCCUCUGGAUUACAUCCUGCCCGAGCUGCUCAAGAACGCCAUGAGGGCCACCAUGGAAAGCCAUCUGGACACUCCAUACAAUGUGCCCGAUGUGGUCGUCACCAUCGCCAAUAACGACAUUGAUUUUGUCAUCAGGAUUUCAGACCGUGGUGGCGGCAUACCUCACAAUAUUGUAGACAAGGUGAUGGACUACCACUUCAGCACGGCUGAGGAGAGCGCACAGGACCCUCGCAUGAGCAACCUCUUCAACAACAUUACCAACAGUGGAAACCAGUCCAACCCGAUGCACGGGUUUGGUUUCGGCCUGCCCACGUCCAGGGCCUACGCUGAGUACCUGGGCGGCUCUCUGUCCCUACAGUCUAUGCAGGGCAUCGGCACCGACGUCUACCUGCGUCUGCGCCACAUCGACGGCAAAGGAGAGAGUUUCCGCGUGUAAAAGGUCAUCGUCGUAGAUCCCAACCUUGAAAUCAGGCCAUGCAGGAGUACAGAGGGUCCCCCCACCAUGAAGACAGGCAUGGACUACAGGACUUUGGUCCACAAAGUGAGCGUACACACACAGUAUGUUGUCAGGAAGCUCCUAAAUUCACCAAACCCACUACUUUACGUUCUUUUUUGUUGUUUUGCCUUAGACUUAUUAUAAGCUAUGUUAGCUCUCAAGUUGAUGAUUUCAGUUGCGUUUCCUUUGUGUUUUGUACCCUGUGGCAUGUCGUCUUGAAGUUUUAAAGGGCCGUAUGAACUUUUGAAUGUUUAGGUUAUCGGGACAAACUGUGCAUGAUGUUAAUGUGGAAGGAAAAGAAAAAAAAGAGCUUCAGUUUUAAAGAAGUUCACUUUUGAAGUUACUUGUGGCGUAGCCUCAAAAUAAGAACAGACGUUUUGAUUAACUUCUGAGACACUCCAGCAACCCUGUCAAAAUCUCCUCAAAGCUGCUCACGUUACAUGAUGAUCAAUACAGUUUGAACAACCGAUAUCAAAAUCUAAGGUCUACAAGAGAAAACAGCAGUACACAAGAAUAGAAGUGUCCUCAGCAUGUGCUGUAAACCUCAACUCUUGACAAACCUUAGCGAUAUUCUACAAAAAAGACUGCCAAAACACCAAAAGCUCAUUAACAGAUUUCUGUCUUUGUUCUGUUUUGAGAACACACGCCGUGAUGAACAUCUUUGUUCAGCAGUAUUUUUUGUGGAGCUUCCGGGCAGGGAAGCCAACCGAGAUGUUCAGUUGCCUUACUGUGUGACGCUCGUCCUUCAAACCGCAUGCCGACGUUUUCUUUUUUGUUGCCUUUAUCGGCUCACACAGAUGCACACUGUGUUUAUCGUGUAGAUCUCCCGUUGUAAUGCUCAACACUUGCAUCUAUCAUAGCGUAGCUUUUGACUUUAUUUUAACAACUUUCAGAUUAACAGUAUACCACAGAAGUAUUGUCUAAUAUUGUCUUCUUUUUUUCCGUUUUAUUUGACUUUAGAUUUUCUUUUUUUGUUUUCUUGUAGAAAGUGUGUUAGUUGUAUGUGUCUGUCUUUUUGAAAUAAGUUUUUUAUGUGAGAAUACAUUUCAAGAUGGGUCAACGACAGGGUUUCUGCACUGUUAACUGAUGAAGUUCAGAUCGGCCGAGGUUGCAAGUCAUUUUUAAGGUCCAUUAUCUCAAGAUCACAACUUGAUUAUAUCAUUAACUUGAGACAACAAGUAUUUCUUUAUUUUUGCACCAAUUUU
Messenger RNA from Sebastes umbrosus (honeycomb rockfish), 2723 nucleotides. It is a transcript of the gene bckdk, whose product is annotated as branched chain ketoacid dehydrogenase kinase. The coding region runs from base 172 to 1458 and encodes 428 amino acids. Gene Ontology annotation, cellular component: mitochondrion. The record is from RefSeq and is a predicted model, not a curated record. The transcript is spliced from 11 exons. Gene Ontology annotation, molecular function: pyruvate dehydrogenase (acetyl-transferring) kinase activity. NCBI's taxonomy places the organism in Eukaryota, Metazoa, Chordata, Actinopteri, Perciformes, Sebastidae. Gene Ontology annotation, biological process: regulation of glucose metabolic process; protein phosphorylation.